UCGACUUCUGCUCGCAAGUGAUCGUUGUGGCUCUUUUUCUCGAGCAAAGAUGGACGCAAAGAAGGCCACUCCCAAGGCAGCUGGUGCUGUAAAAAAAACGAAGAAGGAGCCCAAAGAUUCCUCAAAAAAUGUCAUGCGGGAGGUGAAGAUUCGCAAACUCUGCCUGAAUAUCUGCGUCGGAGAAUCCGGUGACAGACUGACUCGUGCCGCAAAAGUACUUGAACAGUUGACCGGUCAACAGCCAGUUUUCUCAAAAGCAAGGUAUACCGUCCGGUCUUUCGGUAUCCGAAGAAACGAAAAGAUCGCCGUUCACUGCACAGUCCGCGAAGCUAAAGCGGAAGAAAUCUUAGAAAGAGGUUUAAAAGUUCGUGAAUACGAGUUGCGUAAAGAGAACUUCUCGGGUACUGGAAACUUUGGUUUUGGAAUCCAGGAGCACAUUGAUCUAGGUAUCAAAUACGACCCAUCCAUUGGUAUAUAUGGUUUGGACUUCUACGUCGUUCUUGGUCGCCCAGGAUUCAACGUAGCUCACAGGAGAAGGAAAACUGGCAAAGUCGGAUUCCAGCAUAGGUUAACAAAAGAAGAUGCCAUGAAAUGGUUCCAACAAAAAUACGAUGGAAUCAUAUUAUCUGGUAAAAAGUAAUUUACGAUUUUUUUGUAUUUUACAAGAAAAAAAA
Messenger RNA from Copidosoma floridanum, 674 nucleotides. RefSeq names its product ribosomal protein L11 (gene RpL11). Lineage: Eukaryota; Metazoa; Arthropoda; Insecta; Hymenoptera; Encyrtidae. Gene Ontology annotation, biological process: translation. Gene Ontology annotation, molecular function: structural constituent of ribosome. The record is from RefSeq and is a predicted model, not a curated record. Gene Ontology annotation, cellular component: ribosome.